CCGGAAGUGGCGGCCGCUGCGGAGGCGCCGGGCGGGAUGGGGGAGUCGAUCCCGCUGGGAGCGCCGGUGCCGGUGGAGCAGGCCGUGCUGGAGACCUUCUUCUCCCACCUGGGCAUCUUCUCCUACGACAAGGCCAAGGACAAUGUGGAGAAGGAGCGGGAGGCCAACAAGAGCGCGGGGUCCAGCUGGCUGGCGCUGCUGGCCGGGCUGGCGCACCUGGCGGCGGCCGAGAAGGCCUAUCACAGCAUGACCUUCCUGGGACAGAAGCUAGGUGGUCAGUCAUUCUUCAGCCGAAAGGACUCCAUCCGAACCAUCUACACAUCUCUGCAUAAUGAGCUGAAGAAGGUGGUGGCGACGGGUCACAAUGCACUAGGAGGAACAGCUCCUCACUUGGAAGAGCUGCUUUCUCACCUGUCUGAACAGCUCUGUUUUUUUGUUCAGGCUCGGAUGGAAAUUGCUGACUUCUAUGAAAAAAUGUACACGCUCAGCACCCAAAAGUUCAUUAACUCUGAGGAACUGGUAAACAUUUUGGAAUCCAUCUUAAAGAAAUACAGUUCAAGAUUUCAUCAUCCAAUCCUCAGUCCUCUUGAAAGCAGUUUCCAGCUGGAGGUAGAUGUGCUUGCACACCUCUUAAAGGCUCAGGCUCAGAUCUCAGAGUGGAAGUUCCUUCCAUCCCUGGUCAAUUUGCACAGUGCUCACACAAAGCUACAGACUUGGGGCCAAAUUUUUGAGAAACAGCGGGAGACCAAGAAGCACCUGUUUGGAGGGCAGUCUCAGAAGGCUGUGCAACCUCCACACCUCUUCCUCUGGCUGAUGAAGCUCAAAAACAUUCUCCUUGCCAAGUUUAGCUUUUACUUUCAUGAGGCCCUUAGUCGACAGACAACAGCAUCUGAAAUGAAAACUUUGACUGCUAAAACAAAUCCUGAUUACUUUGGGAAAAUUUCCAGCUUCAUCCGGAAGUAUGAUGCUGUCAAUGUUUCCUUAAUUUUUGACAAUCGUGGAUCAGAGAGUUUUCAGGGACAUGGUUAUCAUCAUCCCCAUUCAUACAGGGAAGCCCCCAAAGGAGUGGAUCAGUAUCCUGCAGUGGUGUCUCUGCCCAGUGACAGGCCUGUUAUGCAUUGGCCCAAUGUGAUCAUGAUUAUGACUGAUAGAACCGCUGACCUCAACAGUUUGGAGAAGGUUGUUCACUUCUACGAUGAUAAAGUCCAAAGCACCUACUUUCUGACUCGCCCCGAACCUCACUUUACCAUUGUAGUUAUUUUUGAGUCCAAGAAGUCAGAAAGGGACUAUCAUUUUAUUUCUUUUCUCAAUGAAAUUUCACAUUCCCUUAAGAACUCCAAAGCUUUAGCAAGCUUGAAACCUGGAUCCAAAGGGUGAAGUACAAACUACUUAAAAGUUGUCAAGGCGCUAUGCUAGCCUUGAGGGAGCUGCAGCUUUCAAAGUUACAUAAAUUUGUGUAAUUUUGUUACAUGAAUUUGUGAUUCUCAGAGUCUAAUUGAAAAGGAACCAUUUUUAAAAAUGUUUUAAGUUUUUUUUUUUUUUUUUUAAGCUAACAGACACUUGAAAAGUAUUUUUGGGCAGUACUCAGUGGGGCAACUUAAUUGUGGGGUGGUAAAGGGCAACUGUGGGUUUUUUUUGGUGGUGUUUUCAAUUUCCAGUAUGAUUUACAACAUAACAACAACUUAAUUGUGGGGUGGUAAAGGGCAACUGUGGGUUUUUUUUGGUGGUGUUUUCAAUUUCCAGUAUGAUUUAUUUUUUUAGUCCACAGUUUUGUUGCCUGUAUCAGAAAGGAAUAUAUGCACUUUAUCAUAGUCUGAUCAUUGACUGUCUUCUACAGAGUUUAUUGAAAAUGUGGUGAGGAUGGAAGAAACUGUCUUUUCAGAAAACUGCAUUGCCUGACAGGAAUGAUUUCUGGGAACUAAACACUGAUGCAAGGGAAUAUUAAAAAAGUGAACCUGCAAAGACACAUUUUAAAUAAAAAGAUGAGAAUCAGAAAACUCACUGUUGUUAAUUAUAAUUUUGUUUCCAAAUUGUUUAAAAUGAUAACUGAGGUCUCUGACACUCUGUUAAGCACUGGUAAUCUGUUCUAAAGGCCCUGUGUCAUAAAGCUUGGUCACUGCUCCAGGACUUGGGCUGGGGCAAGAAAAGCUGCAGCAUGGCCUGGAAGGCUGGUAUUCUCUGGAGUGCUGUGGCAGUGUGGGCCCAGUCUUGGCUCAGGCUAACUGAAGCAGACAAGCUGAAUUUGAGCAGGUGUUCUAGAAGGAACAGCUCCAUGGAAAAAAGCACCAAGGUUCUUUUCAGUUUGUGCUUUUUGUCUGGCUAACUUAAAAAAGAAAAGGCAGUAGAAAAUGCCCUUUCUAAAUUAUUUAUUGUCUAAUAUGCUGUUAGUGUCAACUUAGAUUGUUUUCAAGUUCUUAUAACUAUUUUUUCUCUCUGUUCAAUUUUAAAUAAUGACAUAAUUAAGCCAAAACACUUUGGGGAUUUGGAUUUAAAUAUAUAGCCUAUGCAGUAUGUUUACCUCAUUCUUUCACCACUUCUAGGCUGCAGGGUUGGAAUAAGUAUGUUUUCUAAUUACCCUGAAAGUGCUUUAAUUUGGAAAUGAGGGUUUCCAAAUACAAUAAAGGGGGUCAAUUUGGCUGUGCCUCUAGCCUUACAUUGCAGGAUUCUUCUGACUGUUAGAUAUGCAGUUGUGCACGCACUUUGAUGGGGGUUUAGGAGAACUGAUGUAUAUAUAAGUGUAGUAAAGUCAUUAGUUGACACUGUGUAAUGUAUAAUAGGAUCAUCAGGUUGGUUUUAAAAGGGAGUUUAAGUCAAAAUGUUGGUUUCUGUUAAGAUUGAACUAUAAAAGAUACUUUUGCAAAUGUGUCUUUUAAUGAUUCCCUUUCUCUCCCACAGAAGGUUGUGGUAACUUGUCUUGCCUCUCUGCAAAUGCUGACUUUUUACAAUCACAUAAGCACAUUCUGUUCUUGAAAUACAAGCUCUGACUUUCCACUCUGUGCCCAAUGGAACCUUCUGUGCUUUGCUCUAACUGUGUGUAGCCUGUUUUGAAUAUCUGUGGUACUGCCUUUUACCUGAAGUCUUGGUCUGACUGCAGCGCCACUUGAAAAGGCCCAGUCUACUCUUUUCCACUGGAAAAUAGAAGGGGUUGCAAAUAUACCAGCAGCUGGAGGGCACCUGUUUUUUGUAAGAGUGUUACCCUUUGCAGCUUGAAUUGCAUUUUAACAGGACAAAGUUGCAAAUGACAGUACUCUGAGAGUUUGUGUGCUUCCCUCUGUGGGACAGUGACCUUGUAAUAACAUGUAGUUUUGACUUCCUCAGCCUGAAUAACAUAGAAGAAAUUGUCACCAGAACUGAUUCCCAGUCUUCGGCAGUAUAAAUAAAGUGUUGUACAAAAUCUG
This is a messenger RNA of Vidua macroura (Pin-tailed whydah), 3398 nucleotides long. RefSeq names its product KICSTOR subunit 2 (gene KICS2). Bases 37 to 1377 code for a protein of 446 amino acids. Gene Ontology annotation, cellular component: KICSTOR complex. The record is from RefSeq and is a predicted model, not a curated record. The transcript has 3 exons. Gene Ontology annotation, biological process: protein localization to lysosome; negative regulation of TORC1 signaling; cellular response to glucose starvation. Lineage: Eukaryota; Metazoa; Chordata; Aves; Passeriformes; Viduidae.